Molecule: messenger RNA, 375 nt
Organism: Fusarium pseudograminearum CS3096
Lineage: Eukaryota; Fungi; Ascomycota; Sordariomycetes; Hypocreales; Nectriaceae
Exons: 3
Coding region: 1-375 (124 amino acids)
Source: RefSeq, a predicted model, not a curated record
AUGCAUUCCGCAUGGGCUCUUUUCUCUCUCCUUGCUUCAUCUGCCCCAGUCUUGGGCGGCAAGUGCGCAGAGCCUCGCGACGUUGGCGAAAACCCCAACUGCUUAGGAGGCUCUUACAUCGAAUGCGUCGCCAAGAGCAAUGCGCUAUGCACAGGCGAAUGUUUCGGCCAGCCUGCCGGAGGUGGUGGUGCACAGUGCCACACGGGAUGUACAACUAGGAACCAGCAGUACUGUGCUGGUUAUUGUAUGAAGGUCAGCAACUGCGACGAGUGUAUUGAGAGUCUGAAGCAAAUGGGGGCUGCUGGAGAUGAUGAACAACAUAAAGAGACUUGCAGCCAAGAAGGAGACUCUUACUUUUGCAACUGCGACUCUUAG